GGGGCCUCGGCAAGCUACGGCGAAUUCGUGGUAACUAUUUUUGUUGGUCGUCGUAUAAUUAAUGAGUAGACAUCCCCAGGGGCCCUUUUUGACGGACUUGUUCCAUCUGGUCUCGAAUCCCGCGAAACAUUCAAAAUGGCAGCCAACGAAAAAACUCACGACAACGAUGCUACUCGGAUCGCCUCCGUGGGGGAUGAAGACUUGAUCAAAUAUGAUCUCGAGCAUUCGGAGGUAGCGACACAACAUGUAGUUGAGAAGCCAGAGAGCAUUCGAAAUAUGAGUGCUGAAGAAAUCAAGAAACUUGAGACUAAGAUGGUACGCAAGAUGGACUGUGUUAUUAUGCCGAUAAUGGGUAUAUUAUACCUUCUUAAUUAUGUCGACAGAUCGGCUCUCGCCGCCACGAAAGUCUAUGGGAUUAUGGAAGAUCUAGGGAUGUCCACAACAGACUUCGCAACUGUCAUAUCCAUUCUUUUCGUGGGCUAUAUACCAUUUCAGAUCCCAAGUAACUUGUUGAUGACGAAGAUACGUCGCCCUGGAUUAUAUAUAUGCAGCGCAGCUACUGUUUGGGGGGCUGUCAGCGCUGUCACUGCCACUGUCAAAACAUAUAAGGGGCUUUUAGCGAUUCGCGUGUUCCUUGGUGUCACCGAGGCCGUCUUCUUCCCGGGUGUUAUCUACUUCCUUAGCGCGUGGUAUACCAAGAAUGAACUCGGCAAACGUCUCGCUGUCUUAUUCAUAUUCCAGAUGCUCGGGUCCGCAUUCGGAGGUUUCGUGGCGGCGGCUUGCCUGACCUUAGACGGACGAUAUGGUAUUAGUGGCUGGAGAUGGCUUUUCAUUGUCGAAGGCUCGGUUACAGUGGGUUGUGGUGUUUUGUUUGCGAUGCUCAUGCCCGAGUACCCGCACAAUGCUCGUCUUCUUAAUCCUGAGGAGCGUGACUACGCUGUCUGGAGACUCGAGGUGGAGGCUGGUGCAGGAGAAGCUCAUGAGGAUGUAACCACACUGGGAUCAUUCAAGCUUGCUAUCCUCGAUGGCAAGGUUUGGACGAUGGUCCUCUGCAUGGGUUAUCUUCAGGCUAUGGGAUCAGCCGUCAAUUUCUUCCCAUCCAUAGUAGAGACCCUCGGCUUCAACCAGAUAGAUACGAUGCUUCUUACUACGCCCCCUUACAUUCUCGCUGCUAUCUUAUUCUACGGAAUAUCCCAUCUAUCUGACCGGAAAAAUAUCAUCUAUCCGAUUAUGAUCGGAUGUAUUGUUUUUGGCGUCGUUGCAUACUCGGUAGCACUCGGAACAAUCCAGAUGGGUCCGCGCUACUUUGCUAUGAUGCUCAUGCCUUCAGUUUGUACCGGCCCGCAAAUUAUGAUAUACAAAACGAUGAACGUGCAUAUGGCUCGACCUUAUCCGAAACGAGCAGCUGGAGUUGCCAUGAUAAACGCUAUUGGAGGUCUUUCGAACGUCUGGGCUUCAUUUUUAUAUUUCGACGCGCCUCAUUAUUAUGCUGCUUUUGGUGCCCUACUUGGAUGCAACAUUGCAUUCUUUAUUACUAUCACUGCUUAUCUAAUCUAUGUGAGACGCAUCAACAAGCUCCUAUCUGGCACCCCCGAACAGCAGCGUCGUGCUAUGAAGAGCGGCGUUACCCAGCAGCAAAUUGACCUUGGAUGGCGUUACAUUGGUUACUAGCAGAAACGGAAGGAGGUAAGUCUGUCGUGCGAACAAUUUUGGAUUUAUCCUCACAAGUUAUGGGCGGUAUACGUGUUUUCAUGAAGCCAA
Annulohypoxylon truncatum is the source of this 1761-nucleotide messenger RNA. Its product is annotated as major facilitator superfamily domain-containing protein. Gene Ontology annotation, cellular component: membrane. Gene Ontology annotation, biological process: transmembrane transport. NCBI's taxonomy places the organism in Eukaryota, Fungi, Ascomycota, Sordariomycetes, Xylariales, Hypoxylaceae. The transcript has 7 exons. The record is from RefSeq and is a predicted model, not a curated record. Gene Ontology annotation, molecular function: transmembrane transporter activity. The coding region runs from base 136 to 1671 and encodes 511 amino acids.